Mesoplodon densirostris (Blainville's beaked whale) is the source of this 1828-nucleotide messenger RNA. RefSeq names its product homeobox A2 (gene HOXA2). The record is from RefSeq and is a predicted model, not a curated record. Gene Ontology annotation, biological process: regulation of DNA-templated transcription. The transcript has 2 exons. Gene Ontology annotation, molecular function: DNA-binding transcription factor activity, RNA polymerase II-specific; DNA binding. Bases 298 to 1416 code for a protein of 372 amino acids. Lineage: Eukaryota; Metazoa; Chordata; Mammalia; Artiodactyla; Ziphiidae.
UCAAUCAAACAGACAGUGGCUUCUUUUGAUUAAAGCCCAAAUUGUCAUUGGGCAGAAGCAAUCAUGUGACAGCCAAUUCGGUCCAAUUUCAACCUUGUCUCCAUGAAUUCAAUAGUUUAAUAGUAGCGCGGUCCCCAUACGGCUGUAAUCAGUGAAUUAGAAAAAAAACACCCCAGCAGCGAUCUUCUAUGAUAGAUUUUUUUUCCCUCCGCGCUCGCCUUUUUCCUGGACCUUGCCCCCCCAAAGCCCCUCCAGAAGAGGGAACUUUUUCUCCGAGGGGGCUCCAAGGAGAAGGCCAUGAAUUACGAAUUUGAGCGAGAGAUUGGUUUUAUCAAUAGCCAGCCGUCGCUCGCUGAGUGCCUGACAUCUUUUCCCCCUGUCGCUGAUACAUUUCAAAGUUCAUCAAUCAAGACCUCGACGCUUUCACACUCGACACUGAUUCCUCCUCCUUUUGAGCAGACCAUUCCCAGCCUGAACCCGGGCAGUCACCCUCGCCACGGCGCUGGCGGCCGCCCCAAGCCGAGCCCCGCGGGCAGCCGCGGCAGCCCAGUGCCCGCCGGCGCCCUGCAGCCGCCCGAGUACCCCUGGAUGAAGGAGAAGAAGGCGGCCAAGAAAACCGCGCUGCCUCCCGCCUCGGCCGCUGCCGCCACCGGCCCUGCCUGCCUCAGCCACAAAGAAUCCCUGGAAAUCGCCGAUGGCAGCGGCGGGGGCUCCCGGCGCCUGAGAACUGCUUACACCAACACGCAGCUUUUAGAGCUGGAAAAAGAAUUUCAUUUCAACAAGUACCUUUGCAGACCCCGAAGGGUGGAAAUUGCAGCGCUGCUGGAUUUGACUGAGAGACAAGUGAAAGUGUGGUUUCAGAACCGGAGGAUGAAGCACAAGAGGCAGACCCAGUGCAAGGAGAACCAAAACAGCGAAGGAAAAUUUAAAAGCCUCGAAGACUCUGAGAAAGUGGAGGAGGACGAGGAAGAGAAGUCGCUCUUUGAGCAAGCCCUCGGCGUCUCCGGGGCCCUUCUGGAGAGGGAAGGUUACACUUUUCAGCAAAAUGCCCUCUCUCAGCAGCAGGCUCCCAAUGGACACAAUGGUGACUCCCAAAGUUUCCCAGUGUCGCCUUUAACCAGCAAUGAAAAAAAUCUGAAACAUUUUCAGCACCAGUCACCCACUGUUCCUAACUGCUUGUCAACAAUGGGCCAGAACUGUGGCUCUGGCCUAAACAAUGACAGUCCCGAGGCCCUCGAGGUCCCCUCUUUGCAGGACUUUAACGUUUUUUCCACAGAUUCCUGCCUGCAGCUUUCAGACGCAGUCUCGCCCAGUUUGCCGGGUUCCCUCGACAGUCCUGUAGAUAUUUCAGCUGACAGCUUUGACUUUUUUACAGACACACUCACCACAAUCGACUUGCAGCAUCUGAAUUACUAAAAACAUUAAAGCAAAACAAAGCAUCACAAAACAAAAACCCCUUUGACCGGGUGGUUUUGCCUUCCUUUAUUCUGAGAGCUAAUUUUUAUUUUAUUUUCUUCUUGACUUACCCUCUCCCUCCUUUAAAUGUUGAAGAUUUUUCUGUUUAGUGAUUCCCUUAACCCAGUUACAGAGCCAUCUUUUUCAGAUUAUUUUGGAGUUUUAGUUGUUUAAAAUCUAAUCCAACAACCCUCUAUGUGAUUUCCUGAAAGCAAUAUAUGAGGCCUGCAAGAAAGUGAUCAUAUAAUUGUAUCUUCACUUUCUUUUUAUUUUUGUAUUACACUAGGAUGCAUUGUCAUGCGUAUUUUUGGUAGAAUAAAUUCUCCUUUGCUAUAAGUAGCUUUCUUAUUUUUUUCCUCCCCCUCUUUCUCAA